Molecule: messenger RNA, 3605 nt
Organism: Meleagris gallopavo (turkey)
Lineage: Eukaryota; Metazoa; Chordata; Aves; Galliformes; Phasianidae
Source: RefSeq, a predicted model, not a curated record
UUGACCACUCUUUUGGAAAAGUAGUAUUUCUUAGCGUCCAGUUUUGCAGGUCAUGCUUAUUUAUUUCCACAUUAUUGUGGGGUUGUUUUUCUCUGUUCAUUUUACUCCCUGUAGUGAUGUCACUGUCUUUUUUCUUUUUUUUUCACUUAGGUAGUUGGUAUUCUUAUCCCCUUUCAUUUUUUUUUUAAUUCAGUUUCUUAUAACAUAAAGCUCUCCACAGUGUGUAGUUUAUCAUUAUAGCCACCAACAAUCUUGAUUUACAUUAUGGUUUGCUCCAGUGGCAUACUCUUCAGUGUAUCACAAAUAUAAGUAAAAAAAAAUUACUUAAGCUAAAAAAAGUUUUUCUGCAGUAGCUAUGUUAAAGAAAUAGAAGGAGUAAAAAUCAUUUAGAAGAAUUCAGAUGUAUCUUUGUUUUAUAUUCAAAGUCUAUACUUAUUAAAUUUAAAAAAUAGGCAAUAAAGAGGUACACUUCAGUUUAUAGCAUUUUUCAAACCUCUACAGAGCAUUGUUCAAAGUAAGUAUGUUAAGAAACUAUCUAUCUUUUUAGACAGGAGCAAGUCAGUGUUCUGUAUCAGAACAUACACAUAGUGGAACCAAGAUUAAUCCAGCCGUAUGAGCAUGUCAUUAAGAACUUCAUCCGAGAGAUCAAACUUCAAAGCACAGAGAUGGAAACCUUGGCCAUUGCUGUAAAAAGAGUUCAGGAUAAAGCAGCAGUUCAGCUCAGUGAGCUGGAAGAAGAGAUGGAACAACGGAUACAGGCUGCUGAGCAAAAAGUUAAAAAGGAAGAGAAACGAAAAGCUGAAGAAGCACUAAAUGAGCUGAAGCGCCAGUAUGAUACUGAAGUUGGAGAUCUUCAGGUGACUAUAAAAAAACUUAGAAAGGUUGAGGAGCAAUCCAAAAACAUAAAUAGCAGGGAAGAUGUGAUUGAACUGAAAAAGAGAAUACAUGAUAUGUUGCUGGAAAAUCAGAAACUUAAGAAAGACCUCUUAGAAGCACAAACAAAUAUUGCUUUUCUCCAGAGUGAGUUAGAUAGCUUGAAAAGUGAAUAUGCAGAUCAGACUUUAAACACAGAAAGAGACCUAGAAAUGAUUCGGGAGUAUACUGAAGACAGAGAUAAUCUGGAAAGACAAAUUGAAAUCCUUCAAUCGGCUAAUAGAAAACUACAUGACAGCAAUGAUGGUUUAAGGACUGCACUUGAAAACAGUUUCAGCAAGUUCAACAGAUCAUUGCGGUUAGCAAAUACCUCACCAGGAAGUACUGUUUCUAGAAGCAGUCCCAAAUGUAGUGGUGGACAGUCUCCUCUGAACCUGCGUUAUGACAGGUCAUCUCCAUCUUGUGUGGAUGAAGAUUACGAUUCUUUAGCCCUUUGUGACCCCAUGCAAAGAAUAAACUGUGAAGUUGACAGCUUACCUGAGAGCUGUUUUGACAGUGGUUUGUCCACCCUGAGAGAUUCAAAUGAGUAUGAUUCAGAGGUGGAAUACAGGCAUCAAAGAAUUUUUCAAAGACCACAGUGUAUGCAAGAAAGCUAUGGCGGUGAUGCUUCUGAUACAGACGUUCCUGAGAUCAGGGAUGAAGAAGCAUACAGUCCUGAUAACAGCAGUACAAUAUUAGACUGGAAAUCCUCAAGACCAGUAAGUCGAAGCAGCUCAGUUGCUUCAACAAGGAAAUACAUAUCUGCUCUGACUCCUCAGUCAGAUGCAACAGAAUGUACUCCAAAAUACCCAAGUUCAGAGAAGGCUUACAAGAUUGUUCUUGCUGGAGAUGCAGCAGUGGGAAAAUCUAGUUUCCUUAUGAGGCUUUGCAAGAAUGAAUUUAGAGGCAAUACCAGUGCAACCCUCGGUGUUGAUUUUCAAAUGAAAAGGUUAAUUGUUGAUGGAGAACCUACAGUGCUGCAACUGUGGGACACAGCUGGGCAAGAGAGAUUCCGAAGUAUUGCUAAAUCAUACUUCAGAAGAGCAGAUGGUGUCUUACUCUUAUAUGAUGUAACAUGUGAAAAAAGCUUUCUUAAUGUGCGAGAAUGGGUUGAUAUGAUUGGGGAUGCAACUCAUGAGAAUAUUCCAAUUAUGAUGGUAGGAAACAAAGCAGAUCUUCGCCAAGCAUUUACAGAACAAGGGCAAAAAUGUGUACCUUUAAGCUAUGGAGAAAAGCUGGCUAUGACUUACAAUGCUCUAUUCUGUGAAACAAGUGCUAAAGAUGGAUCUAAUAUUGUAGAAGCAGUUCUUCAUCUUGCUCGGUAAGUAGUCAUGUUUCUAUUUUCAAAGAAGCACAGCUGAACAUAUUUUAUAAAAUAGACAUUAUAUAUAGAUUUACAUACAAAGACAUGCAUGUACAUAUUUAAAAUUGUCCCAACAUCAAGUUCAACAAAUUAAAUUAGAAAAUGAAUGCCAUGUUGAAUCUAUAGAGACGUGUGAAGCAGGUUUUAUUCUCAGUGUAGUCAGUGGUUUUGCUUACAAAUGUUACAUAGUUGUCUUAUUUAUCGAUAUUUAAAUUAGAACUUAGUUAUGGACCUAACAGUUUUAAAACUUGGUGAAUGAAUGAUAUGUUUAAUGGUACAUGGAUUUACUUUCGUAAUUCUUUCAUAUACAUAGAUCAAUUUCUAAUACUUACAAUUAUGCAUAUAAUUAACUCUUAAUUCUGUCACAUCUAUUAAUACAUGUUCAGUUUUGUUCCUGAUCAUUCUAGUCUCACAUAUUUUCUUUGAUGUCAUGUCACUUUCUCUAAGUUAUUUAAAAGACAGAACUCUGCAUUACAUCCAUUUAGCAAAAUGGUGUUUCUGUGAAGAAUGUGAAUCAAACAUUACACUUUUACAACUUUUCCAAACUGUUCUGUACUGCAGUGUUUUGAAAGGCUGGAAGUAAGAAAUCCUCAAGCUCAGAUUUCUCAGUUCUAGUCAUCAAACUCAAGGCUACAAUUACGACUAUAUUAAUUAAUUUUUUUUUUUACUUACUCAUGCAAUAAUCAAACUUUAUGACAUUUGGCCAGUAUUUGUUUAUUCAGUGUUAAAACAUGGCCUGAAUAAAAAUACUGGCUCUUUGGAGAGCAUCAUUGCUUCUUCACAUUUGGUCUUCAAGAACACAUGUAUUUCCAAGAAAACAACUCAACUGGAGAUGCUACAUGAGCACAGGUGUUUUGUUUUUCUGUUAGUGUCAACAUUAGUUGCUGAUUGAAAUGACUCAUUUCCAGGAAUCUGUGACUUAAUAAAUUAGAGAGCUUACUUAACAGUUACAUAACAUUAAUCACAGUUGGAAAAUUCUCUCUAAUAUUUAAACAUGAUAGAUUUGUUUAACUGCCUCAAGGAUAAAAAUGGCAGUUUGGCAGUUGCAGCAUUUCGUUUCAGAACCUCCAAUUUUUUUUUCCUUUGGUAGGUUCAUAGUUCCUUAAAUGCUCUAGACAUUACCUAGAGCCUUGGUCUGGAAUGGUUGCUUGCAAUUUCUUGAGUUUAGUAAUACUUAUUCUUUGAAAGAAACGUUUUAUUUUGAAGCAAAAAAAAAAAUUUUUUUUAAAAGUAUCAUUAGGGCAGAUAGUCUUUCAGACUAACCUGUUACUUCUUUGUAGGAUUCCUUUCUCCUGUUUGUUUUGUUGAAUAAUAUGAUGCUCUGAAUUUA